This is a messenger RNA of Drechmeria coniospora, 291 nucleotides long. RefSeq lists its product as uncharacterized. Lineage: Eukaryota; Fungi; Ascomycota; Sordariomycetes; Hypocreales; Ophiocordycipitaceae. Bases 1 to 291 code for a protein of 96 amino acids. The transcript has 2 exons. The record is from RefSeq and is a predicted model, not a curated record.
AUGAGAUUCCUUUCUCAUCUCGUGGCCGCCCUUGCCAUCGCUCCCGCCGCCCUUGCCGUCGACUUGCGGAAGGCGGCGAUUGUCAAGUUCGAUGAUGCUGCUCCCGACGACUUCGUCAAACAGGUCAAGGAUUCCAUCCGCACCGGCGGCGGCAUCAUCACCCAUGUCUACAGCCUAAUAAAGGGCUUCGCCGUCAGCGACACUCCCGAAAAGACUUUGGAGUCGAUAAAGGCCAUGAGCAGCGGCGAGUACAAGGUCCUGGUCGAGGAAGACCUCAAGGUAGAAGUCUAG